Sorex fumeus (smoky shrew) is the source of this 716-nucleotide messenger RNA. Its product is annotated as microfibrillar-associated protein 2-like. Bases 1 to 651 code for a protein of 216 amino acids. Gene Ontology annotation, cellular component: microfibril. The transcript has 2 exons. Lineage: Eukaryota; Metazoa; Chordata; Mammalia; Eulipotyphla; Soricidae. The record is from RefSeq and is a predicted model, not a curated record. Gene Ontology annotation, biological process: embryonic eye morphogenesis.
AUGAACCCUGGAAGCUGCAAUCCUCCAGAACUCAAUCACUGCCAUUCUCAUGACCAACCUUCACAGGCUUGUCCCAAGCCCUCCACUCAUGUGAAUGAAUCUUCUGAAAAGCCCAGCCUCUGCCUGCUUCUCCUGCCCGGCCUGCUGGCUCAGGGCCAGUACGAUCUGGACCCAGUGCCUCCAUUCCCGGACCACAUCCAGUACAACCAGUACGGAGAACAGAUCGACAUUGCAGACUACUAUGAUUAUCAAGUUUCAGAGGUGACUUCCCGGUCCCCCGAGAGGCAGUUCCAGUCUCAGCAGCAAGUCCAGCAGGAGGUCAUUUCAGCCCCCACCCCUGAACCAGGUAAUCCAGAGACGGAGCCCACAGAGCCUGGGCCUCUAGACUGCCGUGAGGAACAGUACCCCUGCACUCGGCUCUACUCCAUUCACAAGCCCUGCAAGCAGUGCGUCAACGAGAUCUGCUUCUACAGCCUCCGCCGGGUGUAUGUGGUCAACAGGGAGAUCUGUGUCCGCACCGUCUGCGCCCAUGAGGAGCUGCUCCGAGCUGACCUCUGCCGGGACAAGUUCUCCAAGUGCGGAGUCAUGGCCCUCAGUGGCAUGUGCCAGUCGGUGUCUGCCUCCUGUGCCAGGAGCUGUGGGGGCUGCUAGGGGGCAGCUGGCACCCCCAAGUCUGGGCCCUCAGGCCCAGCCUGACCUGGUGCUUCUCCCCGCCC